Molecule: messenger RNA, 5043 nt
Organism: Cydia pomonella (codling moth)
Lineage: Eukaryota; Metazoa; Arthropoda; Insecta; Lepidoptera; Tortricidae
Gene: Wsck
Product: putative inactive tyrosine-protein kinase Wsck
Exons: 1
Coding region: 184-2373 (729 amino acids)
Biological process (GO): cell surface receptor protein tyrosine kinase signaling pathway; multicellular organism development; protein phosphorylation
Cellular component (GO): signaling receptor complex
Molecular function (GO): ATP binding; protein binding; transmembrane receptor protein tyrosine kinase activity
Source: RefSeq, a predicted model, not a curated record
UAUUGACCAAACAAAUAAAGUUUCAUAGUGCACUAUAAUUAUAAGGAGUUGCGUGUGGAUGUUUACUAAUGUAAUGUUUAUUCACUUCAGUGUGAGUUACGAUUUAUGAUAAUGACUUGGUAACGAGCGUUAAGUUUUACGUCAAAUUAACCUAUGCCUAUGACUCAAUACCGAGAAUAAACAAUGGAAACUCGGUGCGUUGGGUGGCUAUGUAUACUAGUGGUCGUGAUGUGCCUGCGCGUCGGCGUGGGCGACCGCGGUGACUACAUCGGCUGCUACCGGCUGAAGGUGGACGACAUCCUCAACACGCACACCGGGCAGUCCGUGGACGUGUGCCUGUCGGCCUGCGAGCAGGUCUACUACAAAUACGCGCUCAUCGGCAACGAAUCUACUUGCUUCUGCAGCAACUCACCCGGCACCUUCAAGCUUCCGUUAGACACCUGUGACUCGCCGUGUCCUAAAAACGAGACUCAAAAAUGUGGAGGUGUUAAUGCUGCGAGCGUAUACGACACCGAGGUGGUCGCGCCAGGCCCGCCGGAACCCGUCAACGUCACCAGAGUCACCGAGACCACCAUUAGAAUAACUUGGAAACAGCCUGAUGCCCAUUCUGAUAUUACAGGGUAUGUUAUAAAAGCUGAUGUUGUGACAACUUAUGCUGAAAAUCCUUCCAGCUCUCCAGAAUGGAGGGUACCUAACAAUACAUUCAGUUUGGAACUACCUAACUUAUAUCCCGGCUCAAGCUACAUUAUCAGUGUGGCAGGAGUAAAUGAUGAUGAUGAGGGCCCUCCUGCUACAGCUAGAGCAGAAACUAUAAUUGGAACACCAGAUCCAAGUCCUCCUGAUAUAAUAGUUAAAGAAAGACGAGGGGACCAGAUGUUGGUACAUAUUCCUGAAGCUAAAAAUGUAAAUGGGCCAGUCUCCAUGUACAGAGUGGUGGUGUCCAUUGAGCUGUACCAGCAAGGGUUCCUUGUUGAUAACCUCGGCAAUUACUCCUAUGCCCAGAGCAUGGACCUGCCUUACUACAUCACAGCUGAGUUAGACCCUGAUGACAUUAAAGCUGAUUUUGUUAUAGGAGAUGGACACACUUACAAUGGCUUUCAGAAUGUCCCAUUGCUGUUGGUCAGUGAUAUUGAUGUAUCUCUCGGCGUAGUAAGUGAGAAAAAUCAUGUCAGAAAAAUGAGGUAUGCUGAGUCUACCAAGAAAAUAAUACUGAACAUAAAUGAGCCGGAAGAUGUCAACCCAAUGGUAGUAGCCUUAGGGGCCGGUAUAGCUAUUGGGGUAGUCCUCUUGCUAAUCGGAGUUGGUAUGCUCAUAGUUUUAAGGAAAAGAAUUCAUUUGGUUCGAAUGCAGAGAGGUUCACAGUCAAUGCCGCUUAGUCUUAGUGAGCCAUGUAUAGAAAUUGAAAACUCUGGCUUUCUACAAGAUGAGGUUGAGAAAAUAGACUACUAUGGAAAUUUAAAAAGAAAAUUAUGGAACAUACCAAGGAAUCUGAUUGAUAUAGAUAUUUCUUGUGUUGUUGGUUUGGGAAGCUAUGGGAAGUUCACAAAGGCUAAAGUCCAACAGCACGGAGGACAGACUUCAGGGCUGGUGCAGGUCAUCAGUGACAGGGAAAUGGAGAAACCGGACAAGAAGCUUAUGCUACAGGAGCUAGACCUCCUUAUCAAGACUAGUGAACAUGAAAAUGUAAUCUCCCUUAUUGGGAUUAGUGAAACUAACACAACACUAUUUGUUGUACUCCAAGAUAGUAAAUACACUUUGAAAGAAAUGCUUUUACAAAGUAGACAGAGGGAUUUGCAGAACAAUAAAUUCUGCCUCAUCACUGAGAAUAAACUGCUUCAGCUUUGUGCUGAUAUUGCAGCAGGAAUGGAGUACCUCCACAGCAAGUCAGUGACGCACAAACGGCUAAACUGUCGCAACAUUGUGAUUGGCGAAUCAGGAGCCGCAAAAGUGUCUGGCUUUGGUUUAUCGCACAUCAGGCCGCUACAUGAAACCCCAGACUACACACGAUGGACAGCGUGCGAGAUGUUACGACAGACGAGAUUUAACCCUAAAGCAGAUGUCUGGUCGUUUGGGUGCCUUAUGUGGGAAGCGCUAACGUUAGGCGCAACGCCAUACGCGAGUACGCCAAACAAGGACGUGGCUCCUCGAGUGUUGCGCGGCAUGCGCGCCAGCCAGCCGUCGUACGUCGGCGACGAACUGUUCCACCUGUGUCUGCAGUGCUGGCAGGUAGACCCGGAUGAGCGGCCCACCUUCUCGACGUUGCUUGACGAGCUCCUGCCGCUAUCGGAAGCCGCCGGAACUCGAAGUCUCAGCUUCACACACUAUAACGGAUUCGAAUACGAACCGCACGUACCACAGUACGAAAUAGCUUAGACUUUCUGCAGUUAUCACCAUAACGCUCACCAAGCAACCAGUUUAAGUCUGAUCUCUGAUUACGUAUAGUUGUUACGAAUCGUGGGGUCAAAAUAUAUUAGAAAUAGUAGAUAUGAUAUGUGUGCACUAGGUAGCUGUUGUGACUUAAGAAUCUCAUUUGAUUCUCAAAUUGUAGGACAAUAUUUAUGUAGGCAACUUUGUAUCCAAAGAUUAAGACAGCUUUAGGCAGCCCCUUCAUUAUUGUUCAUUUUUUGUGUAAUGAAAGUGACCUUAUCUUUUAACUGAGUAAUUUGAGAGGAACGGUGUUCUUACAUGACAUGAGAAUCUAUUUUUGUUACCUUUAAGUUUAGAUUAAGCAACUCAUUAACGACAGUGGGAAAACCUUACAUUCAAAUGUCAUUAUAGUAAAGUUAGUUUAGUAAACUCCAUUAUAGUAAAGUUUGGUACAGUCAGCGUCAAAUACUUUGUAGCAACCAAAGUAGCCAAAUAGUUCGGUACACCAUAUAUUUAGUAUGGUGUACCGAACUAUUUGGCCACUUUGACUGCUACAAAGUAUUUGACGCUGACUGUACCUUGUAGGUGCAAAAAAGUAUACAUAUUUAUGAUAAUGAUAAUUGUGAUUAUCUUGGAGGAAGUCUUUUUGAUAAAAACAUAUCAAAUGAUUUACCACAAGAAUCUCAUUAGCAUUUUGCUGUCAAUUGGUUAAUUAAGAUUAACAAUAUUAACAUGUAAAGUGUACUACACAUAUGAUGACCUAUAAUUGUUAGUUAUGUAAUUGUAUAUAGUUUUAUCAGAAUUCAAUAAUUUAGAUGUUUAGGAAAUAGGUUUAUAAGAGUGUUGGCAACAUUGACAAUAUUCAUGUAUAAAUGUUUUAUUUAUAUAUAUUUAUCUUCUCAUAAUAGGUAUAGAGGUUCUUACGUUCAUUACUUUCUGCUGACAGGGACAGAAAAAGGAAUAUGUCCUUUCCCUGUCCCUCUGGAGAAGGAUAUAACCCCUGUAUAUUGUAACAACAAGUCAGCAUCAAAUUAUAGUGACGAUGACGGCCAAAGUGCUCAAAUAUAUACGUACAUAUCCUUACGUCAAUAGUAACAAUGUUGACCGUACAUCUGUAUUGUAUUGUAGCACGACGGGAAGAGGCCUACCAGGAACCUCGUUCGACGUGGUGCCUCCCUGUCACACUUACGUACGAAUUUACAAGUACGACAGAGAGACAACACGUCGAAUGUAGUCCGCGGUACGCCUUCUGAUUCCCACGCCUGGACGACUGUAUUCCGUGAAGUUGUACGGUCGAGUUCACAAACAUCUUUGCCGACGUUCCAAAAAUGACACGGACCUUAUUGUCAAUAUAUAUUUUUGGAACGUUGGCUUGUAAAGAUGUUUCUGAGCUCGACCGCACAUUUGUACCUUUUCUAUUGAAUUUAAUUUGGCGACUGAUGUCCAAUUGUCGGUGUAAAAGCGAUAGGGGUCUAUUUAUAGCCCUUUUAGGCACUGGUUAGCAAUCAUUGUAUUGGGUCGCGUGCUACCAACGCUCUGAAAUAGACCCACGCAAUGAAUCAAACAAUAUUUAUGAAUCGAACUUUUUUUAUCAAAGUAAAAUAGAUGUGACAAAAGGUGCAUUCGUAAGGUCAUGCUUAAGUCGCAUUUAUCGUAGCGUCUAUCACACAUAAUAACCUAUCUGAAGAACGACAUAUUUAUGUACCUACAGUUAUCUCUGCAGUUUACUGUACUUAUAUAAUGUGUGUAGAAAUAGUUAAAUGAAAUAAGUUGUUUGUUAAGUGCAAUGAAGUCAGAUGUUGUCAAUGUGUACAAUAUGUAUUUACUAUUAUCAACAAAAAUGUACCCAUAUGCAGGUAUUAUUAGCACUGUAAUAAUAACUGUACUUAGCUUAAGGCUGUGUAUUUAUUUACAAACUAUGUAUUUACUUACAUCAUGAUUUGUAUAUUAUGCUUGUACGUUUUUAUCUAUUACCAGAGAAUAGUAAAUAAAAAGGACUGCCAAUCUCCAUACAAAGUAGAGUUCUUUAGGAUUGUUGUAGAUGGCACCACAUUGGCGACAUCGCCAUAUCCUAUUUUGGCCUUAUGACCUCUCUCUCUUUAAUAUAAUGCUAACUAACUAGAUGGGGAUACUGUGUUAAACCGCGGUCAAGGUGUCAUACAAACCGUCGGAGACCAUAAGUGGCGCCAUCUACAACAAUGACGAGGAAUGAGACUUUAUAUGCAGGCUUAGCACAGAAGCAACACGUACAACAGUAUCCCGCCCGCGAGAUAGACUACCCGUCCCUCUUUACCUAAUACAGUUAUAGUCGCUGUAAAUUAAGAAAUAAAUUUUAAGUUAUGAAUUGAUCCUUAUAUUUACGAAGAUACCGCGCGCAAGUGAUAGCCUUAGUGUCAUCUAUAUUAGGGUCAAUUCACCACUGUCAAAACUUCUUAACUUACACCGAGUAUAGGUAGUAAAAGAUGGGUAGUAUAUUUCGCGCGCAAGGUACUGUCGCGCCGCUUCUGUGCUAGUCUAGUUCUAAUGGGCGACAUCAGUCUAUUAUAUUAUUUACUUUUCUUAUGUUUACAUUCCAUCCAUUGUUAAAUUUUAGAUCUCAAUUUUCUCGAAGACAGCUUAGCUCAAGACCAAUAAGGCACAUUUUGUACUUUUUUUUAAUAUACAUUUAUUAUUAAA